This is a messenger RNA of Lytechinus pictus (painted urchin), 7674 nucleotides long. Its product is annotated as V-type proton ATPase catalytic subunit A. Lineage: Eukaryota; Metazoa; Echinodermata; Echinoidea; Temnopleuroida; Toxopneustidae. Bases 119 to 1960 code for a protein of 613 amino acids. Gene Ontology annotation, biological process: proton transmembrane transport; ATP metabolic process. Gene Ontology annotation, cellular component: lysosomal membrane; proton-transporting V-type ATPase, V1 domain. The transcript has 14 exons. Gene Ontology annotation, molecular function: ATP binding; proton-transporting ATPase activity, rotational mechanism; ATP hydrolysis activity. The record is from RefSeq and is a predicted model, not a curated record.
CAAUAAUGCAUGCAGUUUGCAUUGGAUCAUGUGAUAUUGCUGCUGCGUGAAUAGUACUGCUGCAAUCGUCUAAGACAUUUUUUCUUAACUGAAGUUGAAGGAGUGAUAUCAUUCCAACAUGGAUAAAGUAGCGGAUAAUGAAAAGGAGAGCAAGUAUGGUUACGUCUUUGCUGUCUCUGGACCUGUGGUGACAGCAGAGCGUAUGUCCGGUGCUGCUAUGUACGAGCUGGUGCGCGUGGGACACAGUGAGCUGGUGGGAGAGAUCAUCAGAUUGGAAGGCGAUAUGGCCACCAUUCAGGUCUAUGAGGAGACAUCCGGUGUGAGCGUUGGUGACCCUGUGCUCCGGUCAGGCACCCCGCUGUCCGUCGAACUCGGACCGGGUAUCCUCGACAACAUCUUUGACGGAAUCCAACGUCCCCUCCAGGACAUCAACGACCUAACGCAGAGUAUCUACAUUCCUCGCGGUGUCAACGUCAAAGCACUCAGCCGCACCAAGAAGUGGGAUUUCAAGCCAUAUCCAGGAAUCAGGGUUGGCAGUCACAUCACUGGUGGUGAUUAUUAUGGGAUGGUCCCUGAGAAUACCUUGAUUGAGCAUCGUCUUAUGCUACCGCCCAAGCAGAGAGGGACUGUCACAUGGAUAGCAGAGCCAGGCUACUAUGACAUUACAGACGUCGUCUUGGAAACAGAGUUUGAUGGACUCAAGACCAAACACACUAUGCUUCAGGUGUGGCCUGUCCGUAACAUCCGACCCGUCUCAGAGAAACUUCCUGCCAACUACCCCCUUCUUACUGGACAGAGGGUUCUAGAUGCUCUAUUCCCAUGUGUACAAGGUGGAACGACGGCUAUCCCAGGAGCCUUCGGGUGCGGAAAGACUGUCAUCUCCCAAUCUCUGUCCAAGUAUUCAAACAGUGAUGUCAUCGUCUAUGUAGGAUGCGGUGAACGUGGCAACGAGAUGUCAGAAGUAUUGAGAGAUUUCCCCGAGCUCACAGUAGAGAUCGGCGGGAAGACAGAAUCUAUUAUGAAGAGAACUACGCUGGUAGCUAACACAUCAAACAUGCCUGUAGCUGCUAGAGAAGCGUCCAUUUACACAGGUGUGACGUUGUCAGAGUAUUUCCGUGAUCAGGGAUACAACGUCUCCAUGAUGGCAGACUCGACAUCCAGGUGGGCUGAAGCUCUUCGUGAGAUCUCGGGUCGUCUGGCUGAAAUGCCCGCUGACAGUGGUUAUCCAGCUUAUCUAGGAGCCCGUCUAGCUUCUUUCUACGAGAGAGCCGGUAGAGUCAAAUGUCUUGGGAACCCUAGCAGAGAGGGCAGCGUCAGCAUCGUUGGAGCUGUGUCGCCCCCUGGUGGUGACUUCUCUGACCCUGUGACCUCCGCAACCCUCGGUAUCGUCCAGGUGUUCUGGGGACUGGACAAGAAGCUUGCCCAGCGUAAACAUUUCCCAUCCAUCAACUGGCUCAUCAGCUAUUCCAAGUACAUGAGGGCGCUAGACGAUUUCUACGACAAGAAUUAUGCAGAGUUCGUACCGCUCAGGACAAAGGUGAGGGAGAUUCUGCAAGAAGAGGAAGAAUUGUCUGAAAUCGUACAGCUGGUAGGAAAGGGCUCCCUCGCCGAGUCCGACAAGAUCACCCUCGAGAUUGCCAAACUACUCAAGGAUGACUUCCUUCAACAGAACGGCUACUCUCCGUACGAUAGGUACUGUCCAUUCUACAAGACUGUCGGUAUGCUCAGCAACAUCGUAGCGUUCUAUGACAUGGCCAGGCAUGCGGUAGAGAGCACGGCACAAAGCGAGAACAAGAUCACGUACGCUAUCAUCAGGGAGAAUAUGGGCGACAUCAUGUACAAGCUUUCAUCAAUGAAAUUCAAGGACCCUGUCAAGGACGGUGAAGCCAAAAUCAAGCAAGACUUUGCAGAGUUAUUAGAUGAAAUGCAACAAGGGUUCAGGAACCUAGAAGACUUUUAAUCCAUAUAGCCAAUAUAUAAAUAGCCAUAGUUAUAAUCCUAUAUAAUCAAUGUCCAGUCCCAUGCAUAGCAUUUGAUGUCGGUGGUGGAAUGUCUCGAGUACACACUUAACCAUGCCAAUUUGUUUUUUUUUAUCUGUUGUCUAUUUUGGAUGGAACUCUGUUUCAUAUCGUGCAAUGGGCCCUUUUUGGAAAACCGAGGCCAUUUUUCAGAGAAACAGAAACUUGAUUAUGAAUUGAGCAGUAUUUUGUAAUUUUUGUGUUGUGUUUAUUCUAGAGAUAAUAUGAUGCAAAGCGACUUUGUGCUUUCUAUUUCAGAUCGGCCAAAGAUUUUUCAGUGUCAAAUUAAAGAUUUUCAUCAUUUCAACAACAAAGUUGUGUAUUGCUCAUCAGCAUAAAUCUAUUUUUAAACUGCUGAUGUGGUAGUCAACUAAUGACAAUAUAGAAUUCAUGCUUUUCUUGUUAAUCCCUUUAAAAUCUUUAUUUUAAAGAGAGAAAAAAAUCAGUUUACUUUUGAAAUUUGAGAGGGAGUUUGUGACAUCAGCAAUUCAUGUGGUUGGAUAUACAGUGCAUCCCAGAAAGAAAAAAUGAAACCAUAAAUUCCUGGCAUAUUUUUUCCAACAUUGCACAGUAAAAGAAUUGAAAUAAUUAAUUUGAUAAGUGAUUCAUUCCUUUUUGUUGACAAAUUGGCAACAUUAGGCAACAGGUAUAUAUUUAAAUUAUCUUAUCGUGUGGUUUCAAGUCAAAACAGUGAAAUCACUUUUACGAAAUAAGUGUCAAAUCUAAAGAUUAGGAUUUGAAUAUCAGAAAAAAAGGAGUCCUUUUUUUUGUCUGGGAUACACUGUAUUGUUAAGAACUGAGCAAGAGUGAGUCUAAACAAAAGAUAAACCAAUUACAUAAACUUGUAAUUGAAAAAUAAUCAAUUUGAAGAAACAGAUAUGUCUUUUUAUCUAAUCGCAUGAAUCUAUCUAGUCUUGCUAUUUACUUUAUGACUCUAAAAGAUAUUUUUUUUAAAUCACUCCUUCGACUGAAAUGUAUCCUACUCUUUUGCUAUAGUUGCACUCGCGAAACCGACUCCAGACCGACAAAAAGAAUAUUAUGUUAUUAUCAAUGGCCGACCAUCAAUCAGUUUGGAGUCUGUUUUGUACAUGUGCCUGUAGCAUUAUAUAUUAUGUAAUGCAUACAAACUGUGGUUCGGUAUUUGACAUCUUUAUUAUGUGAAACGUUAUUUUCUGUACUUGUUUUUUCGUUUUUUUCCAUUUCAUGUUGUGUUCAGACAUUCCAGAAUAAUGAUGAAUGAUUGAAAUCAGUACUGUAUCAUUGUAAAAAAAAAUAAUAAUCACUUGUUGGAAUGCUCCCCAGGAAGUGGAGAGAGUGCAUCCAUCGUGCUUGGGCAAGCCAGGAUGCCAUUCCCGGGGUUAUAAUAAAGCUGUAAAGCUCUUAAUAGCGAUGAUGGUUGUACCAAAAAAGCGCAUACACGUAAAAGGGUAAUAUUAUGAUUAUUGAUAGGGAUUGAUCUGUGUGUGGUAUGACCACACCGUGUAGUACCAAGUUGUAGAUGUCUAUUACAUUUACAUUUGAUACAUGUACAUGUAUGUAAUGCAAAUGUAACGUACAUCUCUAUAAUGUAUGUAGUGUACAUGUACACAAAUUACAUAUAUAGGUUAGAUUAGAUGUAGAAGUGGUCAUCAAAUGUCCUUUUACAAUGAUAAUGUUCUUUUGAUCACCACGGUUACCAUAAUUAAUUGAGGUGUAUGGCUUAGGAACCAUAUGAAUCUGCUAGUUGAAUUGUCCCACGACAGCCAUGGGUUGCUGACAUGAAAGGAACAAUUAAUCCCUGGUAUUUUCCAGCACCGUCUUAAAAGUUUGCUGUCAGCAAGAAUUUCAAUGCAGCUCAUUUAAAAAUGAAGAGAAGAGCUCCGCGAUUUGAAACCUCAGUGAAUGAUAUUCUUCAUUAUUAUACUUGGUGGUGUAAUUAGCAGUUAUCACUCAUUUCAUCAGAAUUUGAUUAAUAGCGCUCUACAAUAAUGCAGUAUAGCUUGUUAUCCCCUCGUCCUUUUCAACGUUUGUAACACAUUCCAAUGGGACAAUAGAAUGGCCUGUUUUCUUUCUGAUAUUGGUUGUUGAUUAGACUUAAAGAAAAAAACAAGACAAAGAAAUAAGAUAUUACUGUUUCUUCAGGAGCUGUCAUUCCGCAUACCAGGGUCCCGUAACAAAGGUUAGGGAUCAAUCGUAAACUUCAUUUUUGCGAUUAAUCGUACAUUGCAGUCCAUGCAAUCAGUUGUUAAACAAUGUUCUACGAUCAUUGCUAGGCUUCUUGUUACGGGGUCCUUGACACUUUGGAGGCAAGAUAGCUCAGUCGGUAGAGCGGGGGACUCGUAUUCCGGUGACCCGGGUUCGAUUCCCACUUGAUGCGCUGGUGCCCUUUGGUAAGGCAUUAAUCCUCAGAACCAGGUCCUUCGGAGAGGACCUUAAGCCGUCGGUCCUCUGGUUGCUUGCCUACAAGCAUUCAUGCUUUCUUAGCAAUCAGGUAAAAAAAUCACCACCAAUACCAACUUCAGCUAGCGUAUGCCGAUGUACUGUACUUGUGGCCAGUCGUUUUGUCCUAUGAUCCCAUCUUGUGAUAUGAAUGAAGCCUUCGAUUCUUGAUGUAUUCUUUAUAUUUCAUUUUGAGAUCACUGCAAAUAUCAGAAAUGUUAUUUCCUUGUAUGAAGAAUCAUUUGAGUAGUUAACAGAAGGCAAUUCCUUGUAUCAGGGCCCCGUCUUACAAAGAGUUAAGAUUGAUCCAAUCAAUCGUAACUCUAUGGAAAUCCAUCCGUAUCAUAAUUUUUUCUACAGGAAAUUUGCAAAAUGUUCUCUGUAAACAAAGGAGAACACACCGAACUGUCAAGAAAUCAAUGAAUUUAUGGAUAUACAUUCAUAUCUAUCUAGAAUGUUUUUAACAAACAUGCUUUUUAUAUGUUGACUUUGCUGGCUUUCCAUAGAUGCGAUUGAUCGGAUCAAUCGCAACUCUUUGUAAGACGUCCCCAGGAAAUGGGAAGAAGGAAACGUAAGUCAGCAUACGCUAGCUAAAACGUUCAGGUACCAACAGCCUCUUUAAAUAAUCACAAAUGAACUUUCCCCUCUCCAUACACUAUCCAUCCCUUAUAUUCUGUAUGAAAACAGUUGUACAUCUAGCAUUUACUGUAGGUAGGAGGCAACUCUGUUUAUCAAAUAACAUGCAACUAUUGGACUAUUGACCUAUGUCACGUUUUAGAUGAAAAUUGUAUUUUUCUCAAUUCAUUACUUAAAUAUACUUGUAUACACAACAAAAUAGGUUCAGAUUGUAAACUAUUGGCCCUAGUACAUUGGUGCUCAAGAUCUUGUUAAGUGUAGUGAUUGUUUUAGAUGUUUAAAUCCUUUAUUUUAGAAACUAUGGAACAAAGGCCGAGUUAUGUUUCUCGAGGAGGGUAAAAAGAAAUAUUUAGCAAUACUGAAUGUUGGUUGUACUGUAUGUGUGGAACCUAAGUGGAUAUUUAUGGAUAUUUCCAUUUUUGUUGUUUUUUCUCUGAUUCUUCUAAAGGCUAUAACUGAUUUAAUUUUCACCUGGUGGGCGUUUCAUAAAGCUGCUCAUAAAGUUAUGCAAGACUUAACGACUGAAACAUGUUCUUAGGUGCUAAGUCAACUACACAGGUGUAUGUCAUAUAGCACAAGAAACGGUCACCAGUCGUGCGUAUAACUUACAAACGGCUUUAUGAAACGCCCACCCGACGCGACUAUUUACUCCUAUGCCGUGGCCUAAUAUUGAUAAUCCACUGCAAUAACAUUAUUUCAUCUUGAAUCUGUUUUUUUUUUAUUUGACGACACAAACUUAAAUCUUAAUUCCACUCUUUUUAACAAGAUGUAUCCACAGUUUAACAUUGGCACAGGAAUAUGCUAAAAAAUAUUAUCUGACCCUCAGAUGAACAUUGCAAUACAUAUUUAAAGCUAAAAUUAGACCUUGAAAUCCCUGAAAUGUCUGUUCCCAUCCAAAAUAAGGUUACGCUUACAGUGUCGAAUUCAUGGACCCAGGUCAUACACAAUGCAGUAUUUGACUUCCCUACAUUGUACAACAAGUAAUCAAUUAUACAAUACAUGUAGCUAAUUAGAAAUUUGUCCCACACACUGACAUUACAUUGUGUAAUUAGCCUCUCUUGUGUAAUGACACAUGCGUCUUAAUGAGUCGACACUUGAGAGAGUGCAAUCAGCCUAAAUUGCAUUUGCAUAUGCGACAACACUCAAGCAAUUUGGAUAUUACAAGGAGAAUGCCAUAAGGAGAUCUAGGCUCAUUCAUGAUAAUUGCACAAUGGAAGUCUUAUACAAUACUACAGUAUAUGUAUAUACAGCACUGUUAUAUUAGUCUGCUGUGCAAACCUUCACUCGAGUUAAGGGUCUGAAUGUGCAGCCUACUCAUGCCUUGUGUACUGUAGGCCCUGAAACAGCAAGUUUUGUAUGUGCUAGUCUUUGCGUGGAGACACACUUGUUGAUCAAAGUUUCAAUAGGGGUCUGCGCCUGCAGACUACUGCUUUAUUGCUGCAUUAUUUUGCAGAUCUGGGGCUCGUUUCAUAAAGAGUUACAACUGUUGUAACUUUGCCAUUAUGGCGACUACCAUGGUAACCUUGAUUGUGAUCAAUAAUAGUGACCAUAAUAGCAAAGUUACAAUCACUGGCGUAAAAUCAAGCUGUGAACCUAUUGUUCGGGAGGGGGGGGUGAACUAUUGUUUCACCCCCCCCCCCCCCCCCACUUGAAUAGUAUGACAUCAAUGAUUUAUGCUCAUGGUUACAAUAAUUAUAACUCUUACUGAAAUGGGCCCAAGGAUUUAUUAGAUGAAAAGUACAAAGACCAAGGCUCUCUGACUCUUAAUUGCCCAUUAUGAUAAUUAUGCAAAUCACAUGCAAAUCUCCUCACUGAUAUGGCUUCAUUAAAUCUCUCAACUAAUGGGAUGGGGUUCUGUCAAUAGAGCCUUCUAUUUAUGUUUUGUUUAUGCCUGUUGACUACUGUAUUUAGUCAUUCGAAGCCUUUUUACAUGGAUCAUAUGGGGCCCAUUUCAUAAAAGAUGUUACAGUGACAAAUUGACAACAGUUUAAGGCUACUGAAAUCAUUUAAUUUGAUUGGUUGAACUUGUUAUGUAAUAGUGGCAUUUGUUACCAUUACAAGUCCUUAUGAAAUCCGACCCUGGUUAAGGUAGUAGGCAACAGGUUAAAUAAAUUGAUCAUAAAAUAUUACCCAUGGAGGGAGCCAUGUCUACAAAAUUUUCAACCAAAAUAUCAAGAUGCAAAGCUCCCUACAUAGAAAAUCUUUUCUAGCCUUUGUUUUUUUCUCAGUAUAUUUCAGUAUGGAUGAGAAAUAAUUAUCAAAUACCCUUCUUUUGCUUCCCUUUAUGUAAUUCAUGAAUAUUACAAUUGUUUCUAUUCUUUUUCAGUUUAAUUUAAUAUUAGUGACAUUUUUUUUUUGGUUAUGUACGAGCUUGAAACAUUGUGAUCCUUAGUUUUAAUGUUGUAUGAAAACAUCUUUUCUUCUUGAGAACAUCUUCCUUUCUAUGUGUUAUAAUUAUAUUCAAUGUUUUAUUAUAUCUUGUAAUAUCCCUUGGGUAUGGAUGUGAUGAAUAUUGUCAGCAUUUUGAGAUGUAAAAUUGUAGGGAAAUGGAAUAUAUAAUAGAAGAUGUAUAUAAAUAAAUAGUGAAACAUGUAAUAACAAA